CAUUCGUCAACUCUUUCAAAAGGAAGUUGGAUCAACUGAGAGACCACCAUUGCCAGGACUAACACAGGCUAUCAAGCCUCCUGUCCUUAACAAACUGAAACUGAAACGAGGAGAAAUACCAUUCCCAGUUUAAAGUGCAAUAAUCCUAGGACCGGGUUGAACUAUCUGAUUCUAUUUUGCAUUGUGAUCUAGGUCUUGUGUUAUUUUUGGUUUUUGUUUGUUGCUUGCCUCAACAAAUUCAAGUGUAUUGUGUGCUUCUGCUGGGUCAUCGAGUCGUCCUUCACCAUUGUUCUCUUUUCAAGCACUCCACUCAUGCUGCUGUGCAUGCUCCCCUGGUGCUCAAGAUACUUGGCUAGACUCGACCUGCUACAUUCGUGGCGGGCAUGUAAGGGCCUUACUGGUUAGAAGUCUAUGAUGCGGUGCAGACUUAUUACGAGCCCUAAUUAAGGCACUACAAACACUUAAACAGUGCUUUGUCAAAAGUGCUAGUUAUGUAGAGGAUUAAACUGUCUGAAAAUUCUCCACCUAUAUUUUUACUUAGAUUUAUCAUACUGCCGAAAAACAGCAAAAACUUGGAGUUUUGGUUUCUUUGUAGGUACAGAGUUUUUGAGCUGGAACUAUGUUACAAAAGGACUAAACAGACUUGAGACACUGUAUAUAGACUCAAGACCUGGUUUCAGUUCCUUACCUUGAUUCAAACUCGAAUUUCUAAACAUGUACCUUUCCCGUUUAAUGUUAAAAAUAACUCAUAUGAAAAGGUUCGUUACUCAUCAUGAAAAGACUUAUCUCUUGUAAGUUUACCACUUAAAAAUCGCAAAUUGUUUCAUAGAAACAAAGUUUUGCGACUGACUAACAUACUACUCAAGUUUAUUUGAAAUUUUCAAUGUCCUCUAUAGACUACUUCCGUAAACGUACCCCUUUUUCUAAGCCUAACUCACAUGGAGCAGGUUCGUGAUUCAUCUUCGAUUUCUCUAGCCCUUGUAAUCUUAACACUUGCCGACAGAUCUGUUUGCUUAGUCUGACUUCGAAGAUGUAGUAAUCUGGAAUACUGUAAUAGAUCCACACGGCUGGUUCGUCGCCUGUCUAAAAGUAAAUAAAAGACAAAAACCAAGAUUAGGAACAUGUUUAUCGAUUCAAAAUCAGCAAGUAUUUGCUACUUUAAGCUUUAGGUUUUCAGUCUAGAAACUGCAUUUCGAGCUGAAAAGCCACUGGUUCGUAACCUGCAUAUCCACUUUACCUUAAUCAACCAGGUCGCAUCUCUAUAAAGAUACAGAUAAAAACUUCACACAAGUAGUAAUUAAAACCUAAAUAAACCUGUUCUUUUCCAACAAGCAAAAGUAAAGUAAAUCAGAGUAGCCAUAUUGUUUUUCUAGAUUCUUAUUUUAAAGUGGCUAAUAUCAUAAGUUGAGAUCUAUGAUCGGUGUUUGCUUUAGGUGUCCGGAUAGCACAGGUAACUCGGAUGAAAUAUCGCUCACAUACGCGUAUGUUGACUUUUGAUUGUAUGCUUUGAAAUAUUAUUGUCUUUCAUUUAUCUUAAACCAGGGUAGUGUCCUAUUUCUUCGUAACAGUAAGCCUAAAUUGUAAACUAGAUGCGUAUGCAAAUUAUUGUAAUUAAUAUUAUCGGUUUGUAAAACAAUGCAAAAUGAGAUCAGGUUUGCUCUUAAUUUCAUUCACAACUGUAAAAAAGCAACAGGAAAAAGAUUGUGGCACCACUAUUUUUGUCAGCGUAAUUUUGCCAGUGUUCUUGGUAUAGAAACGAGCUGUGACGAUACAGGUGCAGCUGUUAUAGAAACAUCAGGAAAACUACUUGGAGAUUGUCUAUCUUCUCAAGCGAGGAUUAGUGUUAUGUUAGGUGGUGUAGUACCGUCCGUAGCAGCUGAACUUCACAAGGAAAACAUUGAAUCAGUUGUAAAUACUGCUAUGGCCAAAUCCAACAUUGGGUUCCGGGAUUUAAAUUUUGUUGCAGUUACAGUAAAACCAGGUAUGCCACUAUCUCUAAAGAUUGGAGUUAGUUUCGCUAAAUCUUUAGCAAGUCGAUUAAAGAUUCCUAUCAUACCGAUUGAUCAUAUGGAGGCUCAUGCACUGACAGCUCUGUUUACAGAUCCUCAGUUGAAAUUUCCCUAUAUGAUCCUCUUAAUAAGUGGUGGCCACAGUAUUUUGGGCAUUGUUCAAGGGCUAGAGGAUUACGUUUUAUUAGGUACAGCAUUAGAUGCCUCUCCAGGCGAUAUUCUUGAUAAGAUUUCUAGGCGUCUAAAACUAAAUCGUUUGUCAGAUGAGUGUUUGAAAGGCGUCGCAGGUGGUAAGGCUAUCGAAAUAAUUGCAAAGACUUAUAAUGGUGAUCAUCAACGAUUCAACCUACCUUUACCACGUUCACAAUCUAAGGAUUGUGAUUUCUCAUUUAGUGGAAUCCAUAUGGCUGCAGAACAGUUGAUCAAUAAAUUGGAAUCUGAAAAUCAUGGUAAUGGAUGCACUUUAUCGACCCAAGAUAUUGCUGAUGUUUGUGCAUCUGUACAGUUCUGUAUGACAAGAUUAAUCUGUCGGCGUGUUCAGCGUGCUAUUGAAUACUGUUUGUUGAACACUGAUUCCAGAGCCAGUGUAAUUAGAAAUCAUCCUACAGCUUUGGUUGUUUCUGGUGGGGUUGGUUCUAAUUGUGUUAUUCGUGCCGGUUUAACUGAGGUAGCUAAUUAUUAUAAUUUGAGAUUUGUGGCUCCUCCAUCAAGUCUAUGUACUGAUAAUGGAAUUAUGAUAGCAUGGAAUGGAGUUUUACUUCAAAAAGAAAAUUCUUCUCGUAUUACGGAAGAUAUCUGUUCUGUUGAUUUUUGUCCAAGAUCUACAUUUGGUGUUGACUGUCGAGAAGAUGUGAAACAAGCUAACAUAUCAAUUGAACCAAUUAAAUUAUCCAAUACUAUUUUCCAAUCAUAA
Schistosoma bovis is the source of this 2922-nucleotide messenger RNA. NCBI's taxonomy places the organism in Eukaryota, Metazoa, Platyhelminthes, Trematoda, Strigeidida, Schistosomatidae. The record is from the annotation of a GenBank genome assembly.